Messenger RNA from Pipra filicauda (Wire-tailed manakin), 8237 nucleotides. RefSeq names its product phosphatidylinositol glycan anchor biosynthesis class Q (gene PIGQ). Bases 1085 to 2806 code for a protein of 573 amino acids. The transcript is spliced from 11 exons. Gene Ontology annotation, cellular component: endoplasmic reticulum; membrane. Gene Ontology annotation, biological process: GPI anchor biosynthetic process. The record is from RefSeq and is a predicted model, not a curated record. NCBI's taxonomy places the organism in Eukaryota, Metazoa, Chordata, Aves, Passeriformes, Pipridae.
GGAUGUGACACCUGGGGACAUGGGUUAGUGGUGGCCUUGGCAGUGCUGGGGGAAUGGUUGGAUUCGACGGUCUUGGAGGGCUUUCCAACCUUUAUGUUUCUAUGAUUGUGUAUCUCCUGGCCUGCUCUCCCUCACCCCCUGGAAGGACCUUGGAGUGCUCAGGUGUGGGUUUGACCCAGGGUCAGCACCCCUUGGCUCUGCUGGUGGCCACAGGAUAGCUCAUGUGGUGACACCUGGGCCACAUCCCACUGUUCACCUUUGCUUUUCUGACAAAAGUUCUGAAAUUAAUUCAUCCUGGGGUCCUGUCUUUAUUUUUUGGUCACCUUAACACAUUUUAGGUGGUGUCCAGUUUUUGUUUUGGUCGCCUGAGAUCGUUUGCUGAUGCUCUGCGGCAUCUCAGGGAAAAGCUGGGGGUUUCCAGCAGGAAUGGGUGGAUCUGGAAGAUUUUAGGCACUUUAUGAACAGGGACUAAGCACAUUGGUAGGAUUUUUCUGCUCAAAUUAGCAGCAGUGAAAACAAUUGACUGUGAUGACACUUAAGAGGUGAACUUUAUAUUUCAGUCUAUUGAAAUGAAUGAGGUGGGAUACCUAGCCAGUUGUGGAUUUGGGAAUACAAACCACAGUAACGUAAGAAUAGUUGAUCAGCUGGUUUUCAACUAUCAAGAUAUUUUGUACAGCCUGAAAAUUGUAUCAGAAUCUUCUCUGCAGCAGCCAAAGGGCAGAUGAUGUGCUUAGGGUAUGAUUUGACCUGAGCUAUAGCCAGAUUAGUUGGGUGCAUAAAAUGAUAUUAAUUUAAAAAGUUGGGAAAGAUGUAAGAGGAAAAACUCCCAAAAUAGAGAAGAUAAGGAUAAGUGUUUCUGCUCCAUGAGAAGUUUUCCCAGAUGACUGUGGCCAUCUUAAAAAAAAAUCUCAGUGAAAAGUAAAUGUUUGUAUUGAGAGUCAGUAGACAAUUCCUCUUCCAAAUGUCCAAUGGAUGGACAAAGCUUUAAGGUCGGCUGUGCAGAGACACUGGAAGUCUCUUGUAGGGAUACGCUCAAACACCUCUGACAUCUCUUGAGGUGUCCCGUCCCUCCAGGGUCCCUGCCAUGGUACUCAAGGUGUUCUUCCCAUCGUGCUGCUCCUCGGCAGACAGCGGGAUCCUGAUCGGCCGCUGGCUGUCGGAGCAGAGCUCUGCCGUUGUCCUGGCCGUGGUGCACUUCCCCUUCAUCCCUGUGCAGGUGAAGCAGUACCUCGGGCAAGUUCAGCACCUGACCAAAGUCAGCCUUUCUGUGCUCGGCUCCUGGAGCAACAGCAAACAGGAGAAAGAGGAGGGUCUGAGCGAGUUCUUGGAAGACCUUGGGACCAUAUUCUCCCAUGAACCUUGGAUUCAGAUAAGCAAAGAGGGAGAUGGCAAGUUUUGGAGCUGCUCUACCCUUCAGAAACACUCCAGCAGCCCUAAGGAGGAAGAAGUCAUCUUGGUGUACUAUGACCAGCGCAAAGUUAUGCUCUCCCAUCUGCACCCCCCUCUGGACACAGGUGAUGGGAGGGCAGAGGAUGCCUCCAAGCUCUCUGCCAUCUUCGACACCGUGGCCAGGAGCAGGGUGCUGUUCAUGACCGACAGGUACGACGAGGGGCCCAUCAAGCUGACCCACUGGCAGUCGGAGGGGGUCGAGGCCAGUAUCAUCGUGGAGCUGCUCAAACAGACCUCUGUGCCUGCCUGCAUGCUCCUCACAUUCCUGCUCUCACUGGUCUCUGGGAUCUGCAGGAGCAGGGUGCUGAAGUUUUGGCCUUUGUCUUUCUUAUGGAGCAAACUCUCAACUUGUGAGCAGCUGGGACAUCGCCUGCAGCACCUCCAGGUCAUCAGCAGCAACAAGAAGGCUCAAACCCAGACUCAGCUGAUGAGGAAAGCCAACAUCUUUGUCUCUCUACUGAUUGAUGUGGCCCUGGGGAUCCUGCUGAUGUCCUGGCUCUACAGGAAGAACCGAAUUGGUCACCUUGCUGACACUCUCAUCCCCGUGGCUGACCAUGUAGCUGAGGAGCUCCAGGACCUGCUCCAGUGGCUGAUGGGAGCCCCAGCUGGACUGAAAAUGAACCGAGCUCUGGAUCAGGUUCUGGGCCGCUUCUUCCUCUACCACAUCCAUCUCUGGAUUAGCUACAUCCACCUGAUGUCGCCCUUCAUCGAGAUGAUCCUGUGGUAUGUGGGGCUGUCAGCCUGUCUGGGCCUCACCGUGGCUCUGUGCAUCCUCUCCGACAUCAUCGCGCUCCUCACCUUCCACAUCUACUGCUUCUACGUCUACGGGGCCCGGCUCUACUGCCUCAAGAUCUAUGGACUGUCAUCCCUGUGGCGCCUGUUCCGGGGCAAGAAGUGGAACGUGCUCCGGCAGCGGGUGGACUCCUGCUCCUAUGACCUGGACCAGUUAUUUAUUGGCACUUUGCUGUUCACCAUCCUGCUGUUCCUCCUGCCUACAACUGCACUGUAUUAUUUGGUGUUUACCCUGCUCCGAUUGCUGGUGGUGAUUGUGCAAGGCCUCAUACACUUGCUCGUUGACCUGAUUGACUCUCUGCCCCUUUAUUCCCUGAUCCUUCGGCUCUGCAGAUCCUACAGGCUCGCAGCUGGAGUGAAGUUCAGAGUCCUUGAGCAGCAGGAUGGAAAACCUCUGCGGCUCCUUAUGCAGAUCAACCCUCUCUCCUAUGGUGCUGUUGUACAGACAUACAGGCUGCCCACCUACAGCUGUUACCCCAAGGACUCCUGGGCAUCUCUCUGCAAGAAGCUGUUCCUUGGAGAGCUGAUCUACCCUUGGAAACACAAAGGAGAGAAGCAGGAGUAAAGACAGUGAAAGAGCUGGAGAUCUUGGCCAGAAAAACAUACUGAAUCCUAAUGCUUUAGGACCAAAGGCUUCUCGGAGCCAGCAACUGCCACAUCCCUUUAAAUAGAGUUUGGUAACAUGAGAGGGGCUGAAUUUUUAAAGGCAAGUGUUUUUAAGCAUUAUUUUUCCACUUUCCUCUUCCCUUACACUGUGUUUGUAUAACAUGCUAAUGAUUAUUUUGGAAGCUAAAGGUGAAACCCGUCAGUGCCUCACUAAACCAGCCCUCCGUGUCACCAAGGAAGCAGCUCCUGAAUGGUUUGGGGGUGAAUGUCUCCUUCUGUGCUGGCUCACAGGGCCAGCCCCUGAGGAGGUUCAGAGGCACAAUGUUGAGGUGCACUUGGCUAGAGGGUGUUUUGGACUUUUUGUGCUUCAGCCUUCAAGCUGAUCAAACACAAAGUGGAGGAUUGUCUUGUAAAGUCACACACUGAAAACUGAGCAGCAGCUUGUCUGGGUUCAGAGGAUAUUUGUUCUUUUCCCUUUGGGAGAGCUUGGAUUCAGCCCCACUGCAGCACCAGAGGAGGUGUUCAGCACAGAAACGGUGCUUGUGUGGUCUCAUCUACAUUGUUUUCCAAAGCAAACAGUGCCCUGUGUGGGCAUUCAGGAACGAGUUGGACUCCCAUGAUGCUCGUGGGUCCCUUCCAGCUCAGAGUAUCCUGUGACUCUGGGACUGCUCAGGUGUGUGUGGCUGUGAGCCCGGGGACAGAGAGCUCUGGGCUCUGCCAAGGCUCAGGGCUCUCCAGUCCCAGUGUGAGGCUCUCACAGCUCUGCUGAGUCCAGCUCUGGCCAGAGCUCUGCUGGGGGUGCUCAGCCCAGCUCCUUGCCCAGCUCAGUGAGCUCAGGGCAGCCUGUGCUGCACCCCCUGACAGGGCCCAUACACCCCCUGUUUCCAGGGCCCUGGUGAGACCCUCGUCAAGGGGUCCCUCAUUUUGCACUUCCUAGCAGUCAAGGAACUUUUAAAGUCUUGGCUGUGAGGCAUUUAAAGCCACUUCUUUCCCUGAAACUAUAGGUCUAGUGGAAGGUGUCCCUGCCCAUGGCAGGGGGUGGAACGAGAUGAGCUUUAAGGUCCCUUCCAACCCAAACCGUUCUGUGAUUCCAUGAUUUCUCUUAGGGGAGAUUUCCUGCUUUGAGUACACCUCCACAGUGCAGCAGUGCUCUGUUUUUCGUGUCCUGGUCUCAUUUUGAUGUGUCUCCUGUUCCCUGUCUUGGAAAGAGUGCCUCUGUGCAUGGGAGGGUUGUGUCCCUCUGGAUACUCUGUGGUUGUGUAGGCAUUUACACACAGCCCUUACCCAAAAUAUCCUUCCUCCAGCUCUGCUGGCUCCUGUGGCCCAGCUCAAACAAGGGUGCAGUGUCCCUGUACCCUGCUUUGCACACCCAAAGUGGCUCUGUUAACUGGCAGGUGAGGGGUGUGCUGGACCUGCCCCCAUUUCCUCUGGCUGUCCAAGGAACCCAGGAUGGAGGAGGAGGAUGUGCUGUGACUCAGCCCUUCCUUGGAGGGCUGCCUGCGUAUCCCAGCGGGAGUUAUGGAGGCAAGGCAAGGUGCCGUGGGCUUUGGGAGCCUUCACUCAGCACUUCCAGGGGCAGGAUAAGAGUUUCCUACCCCAUGUGCUGGAGGCUGUCACAGAAGAGAAGGGUUAUGGCCCCCCUGCCUUAAGACAUCCCUGGCCAGAUAUAUUUGGGUUGUCUGGAGCUGCUAAAAGCCCGUCACGGUGCAGCCACUGCCUCUCCAGUCACAGCCUGAUCAGGAGGAAAGGAAGCUCUGCAGGCAGGUGCCUGGUCCAGACAUUCCUUAGCAGGCAAAUCUCCAAGGCCUUCCAGGUUUCUUAGGGACAUCAUGAAGAGAGGAAGGGCUGUAUGGACCCUGCUCCCAAAGGAUGUCCUGUUACCUCAUCCAGGGAAGAAGGGCACCUCACUGAAGAAAGCCAGCAUGGCAAAAGCCCCCCAUCAGCAUCUGCCACUGCAGGCUCUGGGUGGGACAUCCCUGUCUGCAGAAACUGGAGAGAUCUGGUUCCUCCUUGAUGAUCCCUGCUGAAAACUCCUGUACAGAUACAGCAUCUUCUUCUCUUGGAAUACCACUGCCCAGGUAUUUCUCACUGCAGGUGGGAAUAACUCCAGGCAGUGAUGCCUUUAGUGGAUGAAUGGUCUGAGUAAUGUUUCUCACUUCAGCUGAAGUCAGUCCUGCAGUCCCAUCCUCACCUGGCUCUCAGCACAGCAGGUUUACACGUUACCCCUCUCUCAUCUUUCCACUGGAGCUACUAAAUGAUAUCCCUGGUUCCUCCCAGGCCUGCACAGUUCAGUUCACUCACUGCUGUGAGAAACUUUAUUGUUUUUGGUCUUACGAAAAUAAUGUUCCUGGCUUUUAAAAUCUUCCUGUGAGACCAGACAGUUCAUGAUGGUCUUAGUUGUGAUUGUCCUUUGGGAUCAAGUGACCUGAAAUCCCCAGAGACAGCACAGAGCCAUGAAGACCAGCAAAUGUGACCUUCCUUUUGGGAACCUGCCAGAUGUGUUUGAUGUUCCAGUGUUGGGUUUGUUUACUAAAGGCUGAUACUGACUGUGGGGAUGGGGAAAUACUAAACUGAGAGAAAGCUCCUCAAACCUGAGAUCCUGAAUCUUCUGAGACACAGAGAACCCUUAGCAGCCCAGCUGGGCAGUGGCAGCUCCUUGUGGGUGCAGUUCUCCUGUGUCACCCAGAACUGGUGCCCCAGCUGCCCCACUGCUCCUCCCCCUGGGCGCUCUCCUCUCCCGUGGUGGUAUCUGAGCAUCUGAGUUCCUUGUGCUGGAUCUUUGCCAUGUCUCUCCUCUUCCUUUCCAGUCCCUGCUGUGAAACAAGGCUUCCCCCACCCUUUUCCGACUCUGUGCACAGACAUUACAACAACUCAGCAGACAUCCUGCUCAGGAACACUUGACCUUAUGUCAUCCCUCUAAUUAGAAGUUGGGAUCAGCAUCAUCUUCCACAGCAGCACAGACUGGCCCAGCACUGGCAUUUCCUCAGGGAAGAGGCUGCUGGUAAGGUUCUGGCUCUGAUUUUUCCUCAGAUCCAUAUUUUCCAUGUCAGCCCUUGGAUGAGAAGUAGUUAAAGGUUUCAGAUCUCCCAUUCCUACCACACACCCCUUAGAGCAGGCACAAGGAGGCUCUAAUCUUGCAGAUUUUUUUUAAUACUGCAUUUUCUAAUUAUUAUUUCUCCCACCCUAUGGUUCCCAGUGCUGGCACAAACUCCCUCUUUACUUAGGCAGGCGGUUUGUGAGGGAAAACGUGAUUCAUUGUGUGCAAAACUCCAUCCUAGAUAGAAAUUCUGCCUUGGAGAAAUCCUUUCCUUUCCUCACCAGCACAGCAUGUGACGAUGCUGAAAGGAAACCUCAGUGAUUACAAUGCACUGAAGGCUCUGGUUAUGGGUUUGGGAGUUUUCCCUGAUCCUGCAGCUGGACUGGGCCCCGUUCAGGCCUACACAAAGAGGGUUCCAUGAGUGUAUAACCCGUAGGUUGACUUUCAGGAGUGUAAGGCAGGGAAUCUCCUGCAUGGUCAUCCUGCAGACAACCAGCUGCUUUCCUUCUGGCCUGCACUGCCUCAUCCUGCUGCCCCAACACCAUCUUCUUGCUUAACUCAAGCCCUCAGGGAUUUACUCUUUGUCCUUAGACCUGCUGGUUGCAGCAACCACUGGUGGGGGUUGGAAGGGGCCUCAGGAUCAUCUGGUCCAGCCCCGCUGCUCAUGCAGGGCCACCCAAAGCUGGUGGUCCAUGUGCCCACAUGCCCUUGGGAUAUCUCCGAGGAUGGCGACUCCACCACCUCCCUGGACAACCCGUGCAGUGCUUGGUCACCCUCAGAGUGAAAAGCUCUUCAGCCAGGGUUUGAUGUGUUUCAGUUCACGCCCAUUGCCUUUUGUCCUGUUGUGCCAAGCUUGGAGACACCAUAACUCAGAUCUCUUCAGUGACUGAGAACAUUUGCAGCCCUGUGCCGCCUCUGUUCCUGUUCCCCCCGUUCAGGGACUGCCCAGCAGCCCCUUUGCCUCUUGGGGAGUGUCUAAGCCCUCUGGUUUUGGGGUGCCUGUGCACUGACUCAGGUACCUGACCUGCUCCUCGCCAGCUGCUCUGCGCUGAGGGCACGUGCUGUGCAGCCACACUGCUGCUGUGCUGAGCACAGAGGGGCAGCUCUGGGGGCUGGGGAGCAGAGCCCCAGCCUGGCAGUGCCCACGUGUUGGGAACAGCUCUGUGUGCAGCCGUGAGGCUCUGCAGGGUGAGUGUGCUCUGAACACAGAUGGGAUGGGUCUGGAUCCCCCACAUGACAGGAGGCCAUGGGGCUUUCCAGCUGGCUCAGGAGCUUUUGAGUGCAGGAUAAACAUGUUCAGAGCAAUCCAAACCUCACAUGGGCAGCUGAUUUUUGUUCCUGGAUGAGAACAGUGUGCCCAUCACCUUUGCAUCUGGCUCACCAUUUUCCAUUAGCAGUUGCUGCAAAAGUCUGUUGCCUUUGACUCCCAGCUGGCACCUCCAGCCCUUACCCACGCCAAGGCCUCAAACCAGGAAUGCUCUAACUCCCCAUUUACUGUCUCAGCAAGCCAAAUACAAGAGGAUCCCUGUGCUGCUGGAUGCUGGAGGUGACAGAAUAUACUCCCUGCAUUCCUGGGGCAGGGGAGGUGCUGGUUGUGCUGCUCGGGGGGAGCAGCAGAGCUGGGGCCCUGCUCUGUGCUCACUCGGGGCAGGGAGAAGCAGCAGCACCUCUCCCAUCCACAGUGUUAUUUAACCUCUGGCAUUGGGGAAAUUCGUGAGAACUUCACAACUCUUGGAAUCAAUCCUCCUCCUUACAGUGUUUUCUGGUUUCAAGUGUUACGAAAGAGCACUGAAUGACUGACAGUUUCAUUGAAACUGUGUAUUUGUGAGUGAAGGUUGAGAGGAAGUUUGAUCACUGCUUAAAAACCACUGGUACAUUUUCUCCUUCUCUCACAUGAACGUUCAGCAGGAGCAAAGUGUGACACAGUGUUUGCUUUAAAUGUCACCACUAACCCCAGCUAAGGUGACUUCCUUCCCACCACAGCCCUGAUGUGAAACGCAGCCUGAUGAUGUGAAACACAGACUGGCCGGGAACAAGCCCUGCCUUAGGAAUCAGACUGGCUUUAGGCUCAUGACAGCUCUGUUUCUGCAGGCAGAAGUGCUGGGCAGAGCAAUGGCAAUGCCAGCAGGAUGAUGGCAAUGCCAGUGGCAGCAGUGCCAGUGGCAGCAGGUCCCUGCACAGGUGGGACCAGGGAUGCUCUGCACAUACCAGGUACAGGUGCUUCUGUGGGAGAGUUUAGGGAUGGAGAGCUCUGUUCUGCUGACAGGUGUGGGGGUUUUUGGGUUAGUUAAACCUUUUAAUCAGAACUUAAAUGGAUUUUGAUUACACUAUAAUAAAGAUGUUGGGAGAAAAA